Stegodyphus dumicola is the source of this 4839-nucleotide messenger RNA. RefSeq lists its product as uncharacterized. The record is from RefSeq and is a predicted model, not a curated record. Lineage: Eukaryota; Metazoa; Arthropoda; Arachnida; Araneae; Eresidae.
GAAAUCAAACGUGCAGAUGUGAACUGUAAUGUGUACCGUAAAUGUGAAAUAUACGCAGCAUGAUGUUAAAUUAAAUAAAGAAUAAUAUAUUCUUUGCUUUAAAUACAUAACACUUAUUAUUUCUGAUAAAGCAUUUCAAAGGGCUGCUAUUUCAUUAAAUGUUUUAUGUGGAAGAAGUCUAAUGGAAACAGAACGUGCAGAAAAUCGAAAAAUAACAACGCGCGUUUUUUGAGUUUCCAGUUAUGAUGAAGUUUUUCUUGAAACUGCAUUAGAUAUUCUGAUGAGUGUAUCUGAGUUUUCAACGUAUUAUUAUGUUAUGCAAGAAAAACGUAUUGUUAUGUUAUGCAAGAUUUAACGAUAACUAUAUUUUUCAAUGAAAUGUCUCAAAAUGAAUUUAAGGGUUGUGGAUAUACUGAACUUUUUUCUACAAAUAACAAAUUGCUUGUUGAAAGCUGGAAGACAGAUGUUGGUGUGAAAAAAAUGUAUGAUGAUCAAGCUAAAACAUUUGUCUAUUGUAUUGGGGUAAAAACGCCAGUACCUCAAAUGAUGUUACCAAAGGAUAAUAAGAAAAAGUUAGGUAUACGUCAUCCCAUUUUAGUUCUUCAAAUAUGUUUCCCAGUUGGUGCAAGUAUUUUAAUUGAUAUUGGCAUAACAUCUGGUAGUAAUCAGAGGAAACGAAUUACAUUAUCCAGCAAUCUAAAAGUUGAGAAAAUAACUCUAUUAUCUGCUGCAUUACCAUUACCAAUUAAAAAAAUAAAGAUGUGGACUCACGUUUUUGUGGAUGUUGAAGAUAUAAUAUCAUCUGUGUGGAAAAAAGAACAAUUUAAAGGAAUAGAAUCUUUAUCAUUAAGUGGAAUGUUCAGUGUGAAACGUAUUUUUACACUGAGAAGAGACAUGAUUUAUUGCAAUAAAGGAAUAUGGAUAAUUAAAUAUGACCAGCUACCUAAGCACAUGUCUAUGUCAAGAAAUAUUAUUCAAUCAUAUCAUUUGAUUUCACGUUCAUAUGGAUGUGAUGCUAGGGAAGCAGACAGUGCAGCACCUAGUGGGUCAGAUUAUAUUUCUUCUGUUUUAACAAGAAAUGAAAAUGAUAAAUCUAUAAUUCCUGAGGGUUUACAAUUUUCAAGAUCUAGACUUCUAUCUUCUAGUCAAAGAACAGGACCUUUCCAAUCAUUUCAGAACAUGAUGAUUACAACUUCAGUUCUCAGUGACAAAUCAUCCAUGGUUCCAAUUAAUGACAAUAAUGAUUUUAGUGCCAAAUUUUUCAAUUUAUUCCAAAAUAGAUCAGAACCUUUUGAAUAUAAAAAAGAUGAGUUUAUUAGAGAUAAUACAGUUGCAAUGGAAGAUCUCUCAUUCGAAAAUAAAGUUGCUGAUAAGGUUACUGACAGCUCAAUAAGUAACCUGGAAAAGUCUAUUUUCGGAAGCCCUGACAAUGCUACACUAAACGAAAAAUCUCAUAAAAACAUUGAAGUAUGGCUUCCUACUUGUUAUCAGAAUAAUGAGAACAGUGCACAGCCUUGAUAUUUGUAACUGCUAAUAGUUUGACUUCCUACAAAACAUUUUAUAAUCUACGUAUAGAUGAAUUCCAGUUAAGUGGAUUCAUUUUUUAUCAUACUGAACUUUUGAUUAUAUUUUUAUAUGCUUAGCCAUCAAAAUAUGUAUAUUUAUAUUGUUAAGAAUAUAGAAUUAUUAAACGCCAUUCAUUUCAUUUCUUUAUUAUUAAAUUAUAUAGUUAAAUAUAAACAUUUUAGAUCUUAUAUUUAAAAAAAUUCAUUUUUUAUAAAGAAAUAUACUAUUUAAAAAUGUAUUUGACAUCACCCCAAAAAACGUUUAGCUUUAAACAUUUUUUUAUAUAAUCUGCUGUACAGCGUAUCUUACAUAGAUUUUUUUAAAAACAUUUUUACAAAAUACACUUAUGAAGUAACUAAUCAAAAGCAGGGCUUGAUGUUAGAUUUCAAACUUAUGCAUGAAAUUUCUUAAGGUUUUUACAUACUCAUUAUAUGAUUCUUUCAGAAGCCAAUAUUUGUCAAAGAAAUAAAGGACUAAUUUUAAUACGACAGAUGAUUAUGCUUAUUUUUUAUUUAUUUAUUUUUUUACUACUCGAGCUCUCAUGUCAUACUAAUGCCUAAAAAAUCAAGUAUAUUUGAGAUCAUUUUUAACUAUUUUAUUGAUGCAAGUUUAAAAUCAUCCAUAAAAACACUUUGGAAUGUACUGAAUUUUAACUUAUCAUAGUUGAAGUUUGUUAUGUCUACCAAUUUCUUUUCCAGAAUUGCAAGUAAAUAUAUUAUUUUUAGUAUCUAAUUUCAUCGGUUGUGUGAAAUUUCUAAUUUAAUCCACACAUAGUAAAAAUUAAAUGUUAUAACAUAUGCACUAAAGUGUAUCUGGAUAUAUAAAUAGCCAUAAAGCAGUUUUUUAAUUUUGGUUAGUAGCCUUACAGGCUAAGAAAUAUAUGUUAAUUUCUGAUUGUUAAAAAUAUUCAUCUUUUAAUCAUGAUUUUUAUCCAGUAUCUGUUAAAUGGAAAGACUUGAAAUGUUAACUUCUGAAAUAGAUAAAAUUUGUACAUAGUUAUUUAAAAUGUUAAAAUAAUAAAAUCAUUUUUAUUUAACUCAUGUACUGUUAUAUCAUCUUUUACAUUUUAAUUAACAUGACAUUAUUUGCUUAACAUUUCACCUCUCAAAUUUAUUGAGUCCAAUUUUGUAUUUCAAAAGUUCUUUUGUACUUCAAAGGGAUUACAAAUUAGCUUAGCUUAUUUAUAAUUAUAUUGGAAGAUUAUUGUACAUUAAAAAUAUACUCAGCUGAAUACCAUAAGAGAAGCUACAGACAUAAUUUAUUAUAGCUCUAAUUAGUUGUUUUAAAUUCAUCCAUUCAUUUAUAUUGAAAUUUUGACUGCAUAUCUUGUAUAAAAGUUUUAAGAGUUAUGAAUGAAGCAUGCUGAUCUUAUUUGACAUAAUAUUUUCAAAAAAGCACAUCCAAAGAAGUGCCGUUUAAGACCAAAUUUAAGAUAAAUGUUUGUCUUCAAAUAUACAUAAAUACCACUUGUUAUAUUCAUGAUUUAAGCAUAUAAAUCAGUUAAGUUUUAAACAUAUUUCACAACAAUUUGCUCAAUUUUUUAAAUUACUUGUAAUGCUCUUACUGUUUAAAUUAUAAAUAAAAAGCACUGAAUUUUAAAUAUUAAAUAUAUGAUGUUAUUUUUGUGUAAGUAUGUUAAUGCCAUUUCUCAGAAUAGUAAAUACAGACUAUAAAAAUGAAGUUCAUUAUAUUUAAUAUCACAACACAUCCAUUUUUUAAACUGAUGUCUACAAGUUACAUUUUUAUUUUGCUUUUUUUUCAUAUAAAACAUAACUAAUCAUGAUUGUGCAGCUAUCACAAUUCUGAUAACUUACGACAUUUUAAACUGACUAGUAUUAAAAUUUUAUAAAUUAAAGAAACUUAUCACAUGGGUGUAAAAAUAAAUGAACUAAACAUUUGCUACAUUUAAAAAUGCUCCACAAUGUUUUUUCUAAACACAUGAUUAUAUCUCAAAAUUAUCAAAACUUUAAUUAUGAAUAAUUUAUUUUUAAUUGAAAUUUAUAGGUUAUUAAAAAACCAACUAAAACACAACAUGCAUUAAUAUAUCACUUGUAAUUGGAAAGUUUAGAGUAGUGUUAAAUUUUUAAAUUAAACCAAUAACUCAUUCAAAUUUGCUGUUUGAUAAAUGAUAAAACACAAUCUUCAUAUAAAAUAAAUUCAAAUUUUAAAACUGAUUCCGCAUUACACGGGCUUAAAAUAUCAAUAAUGCACCAUAUUAAGUAUAAAAGGAAAAUCUGAAAAUAAUUUUUAAAUGGUUAUUAAAAUAGCACAGUAUAAGGCAAAUGCAGUCAAAUAUAAAUAACUACAAUUUUUUAUAUUAAGCUAACCUGGUUCACAUGCCCUGACAAAUUUGAAGCAUGCUAUUAAUAAAACGAAAGUGCUCUAGCAUACUUUUUUAAAUCAUUUAAUUCAAGACUGGAAGCAAAUAAAGAUACUUGCUGAUACAUAAAUUUCACUAAUAAUAGCUGUAGAACCUUUUAAUAUCAAAACAGGGGAAAAAAUUUAAAAACAAAGUACCUUCAUUUUAAACAAGUGAGAUCAUAAUAAAGUAAAUGUUAAAACUGAUCAUCCAGUAAAAUGAAAAAUAAUUAUUAAAUGAUUCACACAUUUUCAAAAGUAUAAAAAAUAAAUGACAAAAUUGAGAUUCGGACAGUCUAAAUUUUUGAUUUCUUUAUAAUUUAAUAACUGCACUACAAAACUAUAAAAUAUUAUAUAACUUAUUUUUACUAAAUAAAAAUAUACUAAAACUUCAUUUUUAGAAAAUAUCACAAGUUAAAGACUCUGAAUACUGGUAUACUAAGUGAAUAAUCAGCAACAAGGUACAAAGUUAUAAACUGAUCAAACUACUCAAAUUAAUAUAAACUCCAUACUUAAAUGCAAUUAAGAAGACUAGAUGAAAAAUGCUUCCUAAAAAAGCUAUACAUUCUAAAGCAUUACAUGUCACCGGGGGGGGGGGGGGAGGGGAAGAAGUGUCAGAAAUAUCAAGUUUAUUCAUGCACAUUUUAAUACUGAUUAUUUCUAUUAAUGAAUUACUUCAAAUGACAAACAUUUUUAAAUACAUAAUACAUUAUUCAAACAAAUAAAACAGACUUAAACAAUUACAUUUCAAUCAUAUUUUGAAACUCAAAACAGCAUUUUUUUUCAAAAACGGCUUUUAAAAUUCUACAUUUGAGUUGCAAUUAACAUUCAUAUCUUAGGUUUACAGAAACCAAGUAACAAACAAACCAAAAAAAAAAAAAAAAAAAAAAAAAAAAGAGGAGGCCAAAUAAUUUA